UAGGACAUAUCCAGUAGCAACGAGUUUCUCCGCUUGUUUUCGCCCCUGCCGUAUUUUGUUCGCGCGCCCAAGCUUGAACCAAAAGAAAAUAAAGACAGCGAUCGCUAUACACCACACGCAUGUGCGCACAUGAACAAAGCGCGCCACUUAUAUCCUUCGCGCCUGACCGAUCAAAAAAAUAUAUCGCUUAUUACGUCUGAUAGUGAAGGUGCCUCUACGCUUCACUUGCAGCAAGCGCCAGAGCGUGCACCACACCGUGCAUGUUUGCACAUAUUAUGAAAUCGAAACGAGCCAUAGGACCGGCAAGCUUGUUCCAAGAAUGCACCCCCCCCCCCCCCUUUUUUUUCAAAAAAGAAAAAUGAAAGGAAUAAUAGACACCCGCAGUUAUCCUUUCAACCCAUUCGCUUCUUUAUGUGGAGAGAGUAGGUUUGAUCGUUUCACCAAUGCAGUUUCACUCGCCGGCGAACUGCCGCUCAGCAACGGGUGCGCGCGCGGUGGAAUGCGGCUCUAAGCCCUCCAAGACAGGUUUCUUUCCCCCUCACCUACCUCACCUGUCGUUCCCCCUCGGCUUCCGGCGGCGAGUUCCUUCGACGAGUCAGCCAGCCAGCCGCCAACCAGCCAGCCAGCGAGGUGCUACCCUCGAAACGAAACACUUUUAUUUUUCUCCGGUUUCCAGGUGAUCGGGUUCCCACCACCUGUCAUCGUGUUCCAAGACCAACGGAACCGGGAACUCACUCUCUCUACCUCGGUGGUGUAAACUAGAACCCAGCGGUGUCGUGGGCUUUGCUGUGCCGUGGCAUGGCGGUGGUGGUACCGCGCCAUGAACUCCACCUACCCUAGCUGGUGGAGGACCUCAGCUCGCUGAGAGCUGGCCGCGGGACAGUCCGGGAUGCAAGUAUGGACUCUGGUGCUGGGCUGGGUGCUGGUGCUGUGUCCCACCAGCACUCGAGGGCACGUGGCGCUCACGUUCCCACCGGCCAGGCGCUACGAUUUGGAUUUCCUCGACAACGGGCGCACCAAAGCACCGUGUGGGAUGCCAAGAAGCAACAUCGUGACCACUCUCCCAGUUGGUGCAACGAUAAACGUCACCUGGCAUCUGGCAUAUCCUCACAAGGGAGGUUACAAACUCGAACUGCUGGAUGCAAAUGAGAAGCAUUUGCAGGACUUGACGGACACAUCAGCAGGAGAGUAUCUCGGAUUAGACGAUGCUACGGCACAAAGCUCAACGGUGCGUCUGCCUGGGUCGGUGGCGUGCCGCGGCUGUUCCCUCCGUCUCUUGCGGCAGGCGGCAGAAUGGGGUGGAAAGUACCUCUUCUGGAGUUGCGCCGACGUCGACCUCGUACCAGUGUCGGAAUUUCACGUAAUCUGCUCGGGCCACGGGCGAAUCGAAGGAGGUCGUUGCCUGUGCGACCAUCUAUACUCCGGCAACGUCUGCCAAUACAAAGACGAAUGCUGGGCUGAUUCAGACUGCGGCUUUCAUGGACGGUGCAUCAACGUAGAUGCCACCACAUACCCCCGCAUGCAGUGCUUCUGCCAGAUGGGUUGGUUCGGCAAAGACUGUAAUCGAGAGUCUGCCGUAACCCGCGAGAGCCUCGACUUCUCUCAGUACCGCAGCAGGAAGCUCUCGGACAGAUUCACACUUUAUUGGAGAAUCCUACAGAAGAGCUCGGAGAUUGAGAUGGUGAUGAAGGUGCGGGGCACUUCCUACGCUGCCGUGGGUUGGAGACCAAAGGACUUAACUAAUUCCUGCAAGGCGUUCCCACCGCUUCCUAUCGACAGCAACCAGCGCUCCAGGAGGGAGGCUCUCACAACAAAGUCGCCACAAGAAAGGACAACCCUGUUCCCAGCCAGGCCUGCAACGCUGCCCGUGCACGCGCGCCCUCUACGGACUACACUACUCAGUUCGUUGAAGCCUCGCACUGAACCACCACCCGUGAUAAAGCCCACCGAGCCAAAAGCUGAGCCAGUUGCUGAGCCGACAGCUGAGCCAACUCCGGAGCCGGCACCCGAGCCCAGCCCCGAGCCGGCGGCCGAGCCUAGUCCAGAGCCGUCAUCUGAGCCAACUCCCGAGCCAUCCGCUGAACCUGUUCUAGAGCCGUCCGCUAAGUCUACUCCAGAGCCGUCUGCCGAGCCUGCUCCAGAGCCAUCAGCCGAGCCUGUUCCAGAGCCAUCUGCCGAGCCCGUCCCGGAGCCAUCAGCCGAGCCAGCUCCAGAGCCAUCUGCCGAACCUGCUCCCGAACCGUCUGCAGAGCCCGCUCCGAAAACGUUAGCAGAGUUCCAGGCAAAGCCGACAUCCAAGCCAAAUCCAGAGCCAAGUCCAGAACCACACGCCCCUUCGGGGCACACACAAAAACCAGAGUCUGUGCCAUCUGCAGAACCCGAGCCGCAGCCCGAACCAAAGCCGGAACCGGAGCCAAAGCCAGAGCCACAGCCCGCCACCCCAGAAGGCAGAAGCCUGGGGCCACAUGAUCACCGCUACCCACCGAGCGGGCCAUACACGCCCAAGGCAGACUUCCAUCCGAUGGACUGCACAGAUAUAGUGAUGGGUGUGGCGAGAGGCAACCUCAGUCGUGUGUUCGACAUGUACACGCGGGACAGAUCCACGCCACGGCCAGACGAGUUCUACGGGGGUAGGGACGAUCUUUCGGCCGCCUUUGCCUAUGAGGAGGACGGCCACACUGUGGUGCUCUUCCGCAAGUCCCUUCUCGCGGCCGAGCUCACGGACCAGCCCCUAGAGGACGCUCAGACGCUGGUCAUCUGGGCACGGGGGCAGGAGCCCGGCGACUACAUCCACUCUCCCAAGACGGGGCUGGAUGAGGGGCGAGCUCGCGUGCUCGACUUCUACAGGCAAGACGAGGUCAAGUACCACGGCCACCGCAACCAGAGGGGCAGCCUCAGCCUCAACUUCCACGGUGGGAAAACCAGCAAAGACCUCUGCAAAGGCGAGUGGAGUUACCCGCCCGGCUGCCAAGCGGAACAGUGCCUCUACAGCAUCACUUGGGACGUCGACCCGCGCUCUGAGAAUGUUGCCUUUGAGGUGCGGAGCACGAGUGCCGACAAGUGGACGGGAGUCGGCUUUUCCGAGGACAGGCGCAUGCCCAAGACUGACGCCAUCAUUGGCUGGGCAGAGAAGACUGGGCGCUUCUACGUGUACGACAUGUGGUUACCGGGGUACGGCGAGCCCAUGAACGACGUGCAUUCCGACGUCUUCAACGUGACGGGGCAGUACGACGGCGGCGUCGUGACGCUCCGCUUCACGCGAAAGCUCGACACUGGUGACGACACCAACGACCUGGGUUUCACCGAGGACCGCUGCCUCCACCUCGUCUUCCCGGUCUGGGGUGGCACCUACAACAGCGUGCUCCGCAAGCUCGGGCGCCACGCGCGCUCGCCGCACGUCUCCAAACACCCGCUGUGCCUCCGGGGUUGCCGAUCGCCACCUCCCCCGACCGUCGCUCCGACCGCUCCACCCACCGCUCCGCCGCCCCCCGCUCCGCCGGCGAGCGAACAUCCAAUCGCUGACGUUCGCGGCGAGAGUUCCGAUGCCUGCUCCGGGAGCUGGAGGUUCCCGGAGUCGUGCUCGGGUGAUGGCUGCGAGUAUGCAGCCAGCUGGAGCUACCACGCGCCCUCGGAUCAGGUGCUCUUCACCGUGAGCACAAGAAGCAACAAGUGGACGGGCAUCGGCUUCUCGAGCAACAGGGCAAUGCCCAAAACCGACGCCAUCUUGGGGUGGGUCGAAGAAACCGGCCGGUUCUUCAUCAUGGACGUCUGGAUGGACGGCUACGAGGCCCCGUUCCUGGACCCAGUUCAAGACGUCGGCAACAUGUCGGGGAGUCGGCAGGACGGGCGGACCACUCUGAGCUUCGCGCGACGCCGGUACUCCGGAGACGCCGCUUACGACCUGGACCUCGACCAGUGCCUCUACCUGGUGUUCCCGACCCACGGCGGAGUGUUCAACGCCGUCUCCAAGAAGAUCCGCCACCACGAACAGACGCCCCUCGUGUCCCGGGAGCCCGUCUGCUUCAUGCACUGCCACCCGGGCGCUGUGGUACCAACGGGGCCACCGGUACCGGAGACGAGGGCAACCAGCGCUCCGAGCACGGUCAGCCCGCCCCUGGAAGAGUACAGGGUGAAGUUGCAGCUGCUUGAGCCCUGGCAGGCCAGCUACGGAGUCAAGGGCUCCCGGCCGUUCACCCUCCUCAAUCGACAACUAGUCGACGGGUUGGAGCCUGCUCUGAACGAGGUGGUACAGAAACACCAGCUGCGACUUACCCGCGUCACAAGGGAACCCGACGGACUGGUGGCCGAGAUGCGGCUUCUGCUGGCGGCCGACGCAGAGCCGACGGAGGUGGCGCAGGCUCUCCAGGCGGCGCUGCAGCCGGGGCUGCUGGGGGCCGUGCGGGUCAACCCUUCCUCGCUCACGGUGCACUCGAGCAACGCUCCAGAGUCCCGGCCAAAACAGUCGGCCAUCCCAGGUGUGCAGGCGGGAAGCUCUCCCGACACCAGCCAGGCCAAGCUGUACGCGGUCGUGGCCGCAGUCGCGGCGCUGGUCUUGCUGCUCCUGGUGCAGGCUGCGGCCAUGGCGUGUCGGAGGAAAAGGCAACCCCAACCGCCAGCCCCCAACAGAGAGAAACUGCUGGCCAGCUCUCACUGGAAGGACUACUCCACCACCGCAAGCAGCAACUACAGCUACGAGAACUUCGCGCUGCGCGCCGAGGACGACCUCGGGCCCCCCGCGGGGGCGCCGCACCGACCGGCCAGCGCCACCUACGAGCGCGGCUCCACCACCGCCGUCAGGCCGCAGGCGAACCCGUACGCGACCACGCAGCGGACGCAGCACCAGCCGCAGGAACUCAACCCCGACUUCUACUUCAUGCCACACCAGCGCCGUUACUCGGGAGAGGUCGUGCGCGUCUUCGUGGACUACAGCAACCCGGAAUACACUGGCGGUGCCAAAUGAUUGCGGUCCAGCAACAGUGUUUUCUUCCCACCUUUUGUCCGCUAACCGUCGGAGCCGUUGCGACGGCGGGAAAGAAAUGUGGAAACGUGCGGGGGCAAGAGUGGCUCGGAAAAAAGGCUAGUACGUGGCCGCCUGCAACCGCUUUUGUCGCGCGACAUCGACAAGGAAGAGUGCGUCGAAAUGUGUGAAAGAGAGGCCGGCAUGGCCGUGCAACCUCCUAGGGCCGCUCCGUCGGAAGACGAGCGGGACUGACAAGGACAGUGAAAAACAAUUUUGUGAAAAAAAAAGAGACGAAGAGGCAAGUAUUGACGUGGUGCUACGCCGGCAACUUCAGUUAUUACGUCCCCAGAGACGUCUAAACAUGUGCGAAAGUUCCCUAACUAGCGGGUUUUAAACUAACCCUCCUUCGCUACAAUGUGCUAACUGGAAGCGUCUUCCCUGCGGCAGACGGUGCCGCCGCAGCUUCGGUCUCAGAAAUGCGAGUUCCGGGAGAGGAAGUCCGUUUUCCUAAGCGACGGCCACACCUCGUUUAGGCUCGCACGUUUCGCUCCCUCCCACACUGUAAAUAGAUACCCACCCCCCUUUCCCCCGCGACCUCACACCUCCUACGGUAAACUCGACUCAAUCUAACUCGAUCGCUCGAAAUGACGCGGCCGUGCCCGUUUCCCGAGCCAACCAACGCCACAACGGGAACGCGGCUGCCGCGUCAAAGGACGCGCGUCUCUCCUUCCAAGUAUUUAUUUUACCUGGGACACAUUCCAAAAGCAGUAGAAGUCGUCGUGUCGGCAAAUAAACAGCUUUGCCCUCCAAUCCCCCAA
Messenger RNA from Ixodes scapularis (black-legged tick), 5778 nucleotides. RefSeq lists its product as uncharacterized. The record is from RefSeq and is a predicted model, not a curated record. The coding region runs from base 890 to 4960 and encodes 1356 amino acids. The transcript is spliced from 19 exons. Lineage: Eukaryota; Metazoa; Arthropoda; Arachnida; Ixodida; Ixodidae.